UGUAACAUAUUUGUUUUAUCUUGGAAAAUGGAAUAUGAACGAUAGAGUAAGAGAGUAGGGUGAUAAUUGGUUAAUAAAAUAAUAAUAAAUAGUAAUGAGACCCACUAAUUCCAUCGUCAUAAACCCAAUUCCUAUCACUUUUGAUAGGAAUUGUAAUUCCCAAAACUUAGCUCAAAUGAAAUUCAUUUCUCAACUUUCUUAUCCUUGCAAACAUAAAAUAUGGAACUGGAAUUGAAAAUGGAAUUCCAAUUCCUGAGUUUUUUGUCGAACUUUUUUUGUCUAUCCCUUAAGGAAUUUUUUCCUUUCAACAAACACAUAUUUUUCAAUUUUCUUGACUAUUCUCAUCACUUUUUCUUUUCUUUUUCAUUGUAAGGAGCUUUACUAGAACAUUAGAAUCUUAUUAGUUGAGCAAGAGCAAUUUAUGUAUCUAUAUCAUCGUUAUAGUACUUCUUUCAACUCCUAUACCUCAAUUUGUGUGGAGGAUCAAUAACAUUAAGGAGUGUCGGAAGCUUAUCCAUGACCUAAAAAAUAGAUCCUCAAGUUGGCUAUCUAUUCAACGGAAGGAAAUUUUACUUGUGAUAAACCGUUAAUUGCACAUGUUUUCACCCCUAUUCUUGAGCCGUUUGAGGUGUUGAUUCUGGUGUUUUAGGCCGAUUUCACGCUAGGUUGUGCUUGUUUGUGAUAUUUCAGGUCCUAGUAAGUGAAUGAAGGUUUAGGAGCGAGUUCGGGGUCGAUUGGACGAAGAUCGGACGCGAGGCAAGUCGCUGAGGAAGCCACACGGGCACACACAAAACACACACGGCCGUGCAAGUCACCAAUGUGGCCGUGUGGGAUUGUGCGAGCCUUCACACGGGCACAAAUAAAUUCCACACGGCCGUGUGAAAGAACAAUGUGGCCGUGUGGAAUUCUGCGAGGCUUCACACGGGCAGACUGGGUGAGCUACAUGGCCGUGUGUCUCUGGCCGUGUAGGUAGCCUGAAGUGCAAUUAUUGGAAACGCGGUGUUUUGUGUCUCACACGGGCAACUGGGUAUGCCACACGGCCGUGUGGCCUGCCCGUGUGAUCGGGAUUUUCAGGUUUUUACCCAAUUUCGGGCCACAAGUGAGAGAAUCGAAUUUCCAGAGCAAAAACAGAGCCGUAGAGAGAGAAAGUGCGAAGAACACAUCCUAGAAGGUAUCUUGGAGCUGGGUUUCAUCAAAUCGAGCUUGGAGAUCGUUAUAGGAGUGGAAAUCAUCAUCCCAGAGCAGAUUUUCCUCAUCUUUAUGAGUAUGACUGCUUUGUAUUCUGUUUUCCUCUCUCUCUCUAUGGAGUAGAACCCUUCUCUCACUUGGGUAUGAAGAACCCUAGUUCCAUGUGUUAGGGAUUUGAUUGUAAUGACUUGGGAUGAUUAUACUGUUUGGUUUUAAUCGAAUGAUGCAUGUUUAUUGAAUUGAUUGAAGUCUGAUCAGCUUUUCUUGAUUUCUGCUGCAACCUGAGAUAGAUAGAAUCUGAUUAGGUUGUUAGAGCUUCAUCAUUCGUUAGUAGGAGAUUGGCUAUACGAGAGUUAGCCAGUUUACUGCUUUGUACUGGAAUCCAAUUCAAGUAGUGGAGUUCUGUGCUUAUUGCUUCAGCUUUCUAUCCCGGUGAAGACUAGUCGUCUGCCGGGUAGUUAGACUGAGAGGGCUUGGUCAGCUUAAGAGAUUCCAAGCUACUGUCGGAUCUUCCGCAGUCUAAUCAACAGUAAAUCAACCCAGGGUAAUUACAAUUGAGACCUAACUAAGGAGCUAGGGGGACUCAUUCCCGAGUGACUCUUCUUUGCUUGAGAAAACCGAGCCAAUUCCUGCUUUCUUACUGCUUUUGCUUAAAACAACAAUCACUUGACUCAGUUGGCUAGAUAAUAGAUAAUCAUGGAGUAAGCAGUAGAUCUAGACCCCGGGUUGAUAAUAGAACUUGCCACUUUACUGCAUUCACGGACUGCGAUUACACUUGGUCGCAGUUUGGUGUUGUGUUUUGGCGUGUCAAGUUUUUGGCGCCGUUGCCGGGGACUCUAGGUUAUUGGGGAAACGUGAAAAUUUGUUACUCUAGAUUUUUCUUUAUUGCAUUUUAUCUCUUCCACCUGUGUGCCUUCACGGGUUGCUUCUGCUGAUUGUGUGCAGGUAGUGCAUGACCCGUAGCCAGUCGGGAGAUCUACUACCAUUAGACCAGGAGCUUGAACGAACCUGCAGGAACUUCAAGCGGGUUCUAAAGGCGCGACUGGCUGCGGAGGAGGCGCUAGCACAACUGCAGAUCGCUGAAGAAGAAGAGAUGGGAGAUCCACAGGACCAUGAUGUGGUCCUUCCCGAGGAGCAGACCAUGGGAUACUACUGGACCGCCAGGGCUGCGGACAUGAGGUCACCCAUUCAACACCCUCAUGUCCCAGCCAAUAAUUUUGAGGUGAGCACCUCAGUAAUCACCAUGUUGCGCGGUUCAGUGGUGUUCCGAGGCAAAGAGGGGGAGUGCCCCCGUUCACAUAUGAGGCGAUUCCACGAGCUCAUCGAUGGAAUCAAGAUAAAUGGGGUCGCAGCAGAUGCCAUCCAGCCGAGGUACUUCCCAUUCACCCUGGAGGGGCAGGCCAAGGAGUGGCUAGACACUCGACCUCCGGGCUCUAUCACCAUGUUCGCCAACCUGGCGGACAAGUUCCUCACUCGCUACCAUCCUCCAUCCAAGACGGCGGAUCUGCAGAAGCAAAUUACCCAUUUUGCUCAGGACGAGGAUGAGACCAUCAGGGAUGCUUGGGAGAGAUACAACAGUCUCUUCCUAAGGUGUCCCAAUCAUGGUUUCAAUGAUGCUUUCAAGGUGGGAACCUUCUAUCACGCCCUCUUCCCAGAAGACAAGCAGCUGAUUGACUCGGUUUGUGGCGGGAACAUGCUGACCAAAACACCGCCACAGCUGAAUCAACUCUUUGAGGAGAUGGCAGAGAACGGGUAUGAUUGGGGCACUGCUGGGAGGUCGAGGAGAGCACCAAGCCGAGGUGUACAUUCUGUGGGAACCCAUUCCUCUAAUUUGGUGCAGGUGGUAUCGAAGCUGGUUUCAGCUAUCGAUCGUUCCGGGAUGAUUUCAGGGACCGAACAGCAGCAGGCGAUGCUCUGCCAUUGGUGCGAGAGCACCCAUCACACGGUGGAAGACUGCCAAGCGAUGAAGGAAUCGACCACACCCCAGGAGCAGGUGAACUUCAUCAAUAAUGUUAGGCGCAAUGACCCCUACAGUAACACUUACAACGAGGGGUGGCGCCAGCAUCCCAACUUCUCCUGGGGUGGGGCAAAUUCCAGACCACCAGUCCCUCAGGGACCACUUGGCUUCCAGAGGCCGCCAUAUCAGCCCAGACAGGGGCAAUUCCAGCAGCAGCAGCAGUCUCUCUACCAGCCCAUGCAGGGGCAUGCUGCUCAAUCACAGCCGCGACCUUUCCAGCAGCCAGGUACAGCCCCUGCCACCCCAGUGCAAAAUGAUCCGAUGGCUAAACUGCGGGACUUGGUGGGUUCUCUCGCCAGUUCUAGUGCUCAGAAAUUCAACACUAUCGAGCAGUUCAUGGAAAAGGCCUCGGGUAAAUUCCUAGCUCUUGAAGCUGGCCAGAGGAACACACAGGCUGUCUUGCAGGAUAUCCAAACCCAGUUGGGGAGCGUGGCUCAAGCAGUGGCACAAAGGGCUCCUGGUACUCUACCCGGUCAGACCAUCCCUCAUCCGCAGGACCCGAAUGAGCACUGCAAUGCCAUCACAACCAGGAGUGGCAAGAUGACUGCUGAUCCACCUGUUCGGGCACAAGAGAGAGAGGCCCCUGCCUCGGCAUCUCCAGCGGCUGAAGAAGAAGCAGAGAAGGAGGUUGAGGUGCCUGCGCCUAAACCGCAACCAGUAGUGGAGGAGUAUAUCCCUCAACUCCCCUUCCCUACUCGGUUGCACAAAGACAGGCUAGAUGCAGAGUUCGGGAACUUCAUGUCAAUGCUUAGGAAGCUGAAUGUCCAAGUACCUUUCCUGGAGGCACUUUCUCAAAUGCCUAAGUAUGCGAAGUUUCUGAAAGAUCUUCUCUCAAAGAAGCAGAAGCUGAGCGAGCUGGCCACUGUGGAGCUCAGCGAGGAGUGCUCAGCUAUUCUGCAGAACAAGCUUCCGCAGAAGCAGAAGGACCCAGGUAGUUUUACUAUCCCGUGCUCUAUAGAUAAAUUGCAUGUAGAGAGGUCCUUGGCGGAUUUAGGUGCUAGUAUCAAUGUUAUGCGGUAUAAAUUGUUCAAGAAACUAGGCCUAGGUGAACCCCGUGCUACUAGGAUGAGCCUUCAAUUAGCGGACCGAUCUGUAGUGCAUCCUAGGGGCAUAGUGGAAGACCUUCUGGUUAAGGUUGGCAAAUUCAAUUAUCCUGUGGAUUUUGUUGUCAUGGACAUCAAUGAGGACACAGAAGUGCCCCUUAUACUGGGAAGGCCUUUCCUGGCCACCGCCAAGGCUCUCAUAGAUGUGCAUGAUGGGACCUUAGUUUUGAGGGAUGGCGAGGAGCGAAUAACGUUUUCAAUUGCUAAUACUCUCCCUGCUUCGUCACCUCUGCAUGCUAUAUCUCACCAGGAGCACGAGUCUGUCGUGUAUCCUUCUGUGCUUCCUAUUUUGCAGGAUCCGCCUCCCAUACCUUCGCCGCCAAUCCCGUCCACUCCGCCACCAAAAGAACACAUCAAGGAGGAGUGAUGGCCGAAACUGCAGGCAGCUAAGCCUGCUCGAAAGAAAGCCGGCGACCACUAUGAGCUGGUCCCGCCCCCACCUUGGCCAUCCGAGUAUUCACUCGCUUGCAUCUUGCCGGAUGGCCAAGUCGAGUUGGCGAGUGCUGGUGGGCACAACCGCCGUGUGCAUGGCCACCACCUGAAGCUGUACCUCAAGAGCGAUGUGGAUCCGCUCUUGAAGGCACCUGAUCCUACACUUCUCUGAGCAUCCACCCACUGGCGUCCAGCUAAAAGACGGUAAAGAAGCGCUUGUGGGGAGGCAACCCCACCUAGGUUUGCAUUUUCUUACUUUUUUCCUUUUUAUUUUUUGUGUUUUUGAGUCUUGAGGGGUUGUUCACGAGUUGUACGUCGUUCUGGAGUGAAAACAGGUCAAAUUCGGAGUUCUGGCUGCCCACACGGCCAGCCCUGAAGGUCACACGGUCGUGUGAAAAUGGGUUUUGGCCGUGUGGAUUCCCUGGAAUUUUCACACGGGCAAGAGGGGUCCCUCACACGGCCGUUUGGAUUUGGCCCCAGCCUGUGUGAGCUCUCGUUAUUUUUCACACGGCCAGGUGUGCUUUGCACACGGCCGUGUGGAAAUCCUCGGCCUGCCCGUGUCGGCCGACACGGGCAUAUGUGCACCUCACACGGUCGUGUGAGCCUGCCCGUGUGGCCGAGCCACGGGCUAUAAAUUCGGCCGACACGGCCGAGUGGUCAGAAAAUCAAUUUUCUCUCGCCGGAAUCCUCUCCCCCUCGCCGGAAAACCGCGACUUUUCGCCAUCCUUGUCGAUUUUCGGCCAUUUUUGGUCGGUUUUUCACAAAUCCAGCACCACACCCACCCUUUGCUCCCCAUUAUCGGCCUAUCCCUCGAUUUUGAGGUGAUUUGGCCUGAUUUUGAGUCGUCGGAGGCGAUUUCCGGCGAGACUUCGGCGAGGCUCCGACGAGUACUUCCGGGAAGUUUUUCGGCCUUUCGUCGCUUCCAUUGCCUUCCCCUCAUCAUCCCCUACACCUCUACUUGAGUCUCCAGGUUUUAUUUUGACCUUAACUAUGUUAUUUAUGGAGAAUUGGGUGUUAGGGUGCAUGUUUAGAGAACCUCUUUGAAUCAUGUGAAUUGUGUGCAAUUGAUUGAGGGGAAUGCUUGGAUUAUGUAUGAAUUGUGUUGGGCAUUGUCCCCCUUGCUUGUUUGAGCCCUUGUGUGCAAGAAUUUUGUCAAUUCCAUGUUUACCUUAAUAGUGCACACAAGGUGUUCGAUAAAAUGCCUGUUUUCGU
This is a messenger RNA of Linum trigynum, 5952 nucleotides long. The record is from the annotation of a GenBank genome assembly. Lineage: Eukaryota; Viridiplantae; Streptophyta; Magnoliopsida; Malpighiales; Linaceae.